GCCGACUUCACAUUUCAACCGAAUCUCCGAUCGCGAUAGAGAACCAGUACAUUGCCUAAGAGAGAACAAAAAAGGGUUCGAAAGUCAAAAUCCACGCUGCCUUUCGCUCUCUGACCAAGUCCCAAGUGACUUUCCCCGACCCUUCGCCCAUAUUUGAAUCACAACCAGCGAGCAACACGCGCCCUUUGCAAUGUCGGGUCUCGACGUAGAAGCUCUUCUCGAGUCCACUGCCGCUCCUACCGAAACCCCUGUUACCAAAUCAGAAGACCAGGAGGACCCUUCUCGUGCGGACCCCUCCGAACGCCGGGAUCGCGACCGUUCCCGUGAGAGACGCCGACGCCGUGACCGUAGCCGCGACCGCCGCCGAGAUGUUGAUGGCGACGAGGAGAUGAAGAGCCCGCGCAGCGAACAUGGCAGUGCUAACGGAAGCCAUAGAAGCCGGAAGAGAAGUCGGAGCCGGGAGAGUGAGCGACGACGCUCGCGUCGCGACCGUGACGGCUACCGCUCCAGCGGUGACUUCUACCGUGGCCCAGGACGUGCCCGCUCUCGCUCGCGCUCGCCAUACGAUGAUCGUCACUACCGCCCCUCUCGUCGAGAGCGUGAAGAAGAGAGACGUCACCGAAGGGAUCGUGAGGGUGGCCGUCGCCGCAGCCCUAGCCGCCGUAGUCCAAGCAAAUCUCCCGAGGUGAACGAGGACGAGCGGGAUAAACGGACUAUCUUUGUUCAACAGCUGGCCGCUCGACUAAGGACCAAGGAGUUGAUGGCGUUUUUCGAACAGGCCGGCCCUGUCAAGGAAGCUCAGAUUGUUAAGGAUCGAGUGAGCGGACGGUCCAAAGGUGUCGGUUACGUCGAGUUCAAGAGCGAAGAUUCCGUGCCGGCUGCGAUUCAACUUACCGGCCAGAAGCUUCUAGGCAUUCCCAUUAUUGCGCAGCUUACCGAAGCCGAAAAGAACCGCCAAGCUCGCAACCCCGAGGCUAGCUCGGGCCCGUCGCACUCCGCGCCGUUUCACCGGCUCUAUGUGGGUAAUGUCCAUUUCAGCAUUACUGAGAAUGACCUCCAGAAUGUCUUCGAACCGUUUGGCGAACUCGAGUUUGUUCAAUUGCAGAAGGAUGAGACUGGCCGAAGCAAAGGUUAUGCUUUCGUGCAGUUCCGCGACCCUACCCAGGCUCGGGAGGCUUUGGAAAAGAUGAAUGGAUUUGAUCUUGCUGGUCGGGCCAUUCGAGUGGGCCUUGGCAACGAUAAGUUCACCCCCGAUUCGAACGCGAAUCGUCAGCAGGGCCCAUCUGCAAACCAACCGAAUUUCCAGGGCUCCUCAUUUUCCGGCCAUGGUGGCCGUGGUGUACAGGCUGGUGGUACGAGCAACUUUGACCGCGCCGGCGGUGGCCGCGAGAACGAUAAGGGCACCGGUGCCAGUGCCCUCGAUGAUACAGACGUUGCCGGUGUCAACUUCAACAACUACAGUAGGGACGCAUUGAUGAGGAAGCUUGCACGAACAGAUGAACCCGAGCCCUCGGCCGACGAACAGCAGAAGGUGCUUCGACCCAAGACCGAGACCAAGCCUCUGCCUGUCAAUGUGAACAUGGCUAGUCGCUGUGUGAUGCUUCGCAACAUGUUUGAUCCUAACGAGGAGACUGGUGAAGCGUGGAUCAAAGACUUGGAAGAUGACGUCCGCCAGGAGUGCGAAGAAAAAUAUGGCCACGUUGUUCACAUUUCGUUAGAUCCCAAUUCUCAAGGCGACAUUUACCUUAAGUUCGACCGCGUUCAAGGUGGUGAGAACGCCAUUAAAGGCUUGAACGGCCGUUUCUUCGGCGGCAGGCGUAUCACCGCCCAACCCGUGGUUGACGCUGUUUACAGCAGUCUUUUCACUCGCACCAAGGCCAUCUGAUCGCUACUGUGCUAGUCUGGUCCUGUUGAAUAUAAUUUCUAACAUGGCCAAUUUUCUUCCAGGCAGAUCCCACUUGGCGUCCCUGUUGUCUCUCUAGGCUCUCCGGAUGAUUCUGCUCCUGGUAGGUGCCAAUUUUCCAACUUGUGUGAUUUCACUCCAUCUUUGGCCAUUGCGACGGCCAUGCUACUCGAUUUGAUUUUGUCUCUAGGAGCGUUCGUUUCUUCCGAACAGUUAAGAUAAAGGCGCCGAUAAGCGUUAGCAAUGAACUCAUUUCCUCUUUCAA
Penicillium subrubescens is the source of this 2168-nucleotide messenger RNA. Its product is annotated as putative RNA splicing factor (Pad-1). Bases 191 to 1885 code for a protein of 564 amino acids. Gene Ontology annotation, molecular function: RNA binding. NCBI's taxonomy places the organism in Eukaryota, Fungi, Ascomycota, Eurotiomycetes, Eurotiales, Aspergillaceae. Gene Ontology annotation, biological process: mRNA processing. Gene Ontology annotation, cellular component: nucleus. The transcript is spliced from 4 exons. The record is from RefSeq and is a predicted model, not a curated record.